Molecule: messenger RNA, 3398 nt
Organism: Salvelinus sp. IW2-2015
Lineage: Eukaryota; Metazoa; Chordata; Actinopteri; Salmoniformes; Salmonidae
Product: pro-neuregulin-2, membrane-bound isoform-like
Biological process (GO): intracellular signal transduction; nervous system development; animal organ development
Molecular function (GO): signaling receptor binding
Source: RefSeq, a predicted model, not a curated record
AUGCUGGUCAUCGGGGUCUCYUUCGCCUGCUACUCCCCGAGUUUGAAUUCCCUGCAGGACCAGGCUUACAAAUCCGCUGUGGUGAUCGAGGGCAAGGUGCAGUCCGCGCCUCUGAACGUCUCAGCGGAGCCGUACGGUGUGAGUGUCAAAGUGCUGGACGUGUGGCCGCGGAACAGCGGGGGUCUGGGACGGGAGCAGCUCGUCACCGUGGGGGAAUUCGGAUCGGAGGCUCCGUGCACCACAGUGAUAAAGAAUCACAAGUACAUUUUUUUCAUGGACCCAACCGAGGAUCCCUUGGUUUUCAAGGCAUCGUAUGCUCCCCUAGAUACUAGUGGGAAGAAUCUAAAAAAAGAUGUUGGGAAGAUAUUGUGUGAAAACUGCGCYAUYGCCCCAAAGUUAAAGCGAACGAGGAACCCACUGAUGGUGGACGAGGGAAGCAGGCUCAUGGUCAAAUGUGAGGCUACGGGGAACCCCAGCCCUACCUACAAAUGGUUCAAAGAUGGCAGUGAGCUCAAGAAAAGCAGAGAGGUCAAAAUAAAGUCCAGCCAGAAGAACUCCAGGGUCCAGAUCAGCAAAGCCAAGCUGGAGGAUUCUGGGAAUUACACGUGUGUGGCAGAGAACCUUCUGGGGAACUCCAACUCCACCAGCACUGUUCAUGUCCAAAGCAUAACCACCACACUAUCGCCAGGCUCGGGCCACGCCAGAAGAUGCAACGACACCGAGAAGGAUUACUGCGUGAACGGCGGCGACUGUUACUUUAUACAUGGUAUCAAUCAGCUCUCCUGCAAGUGUCCGAAUGACUUUACUGGCGACCGCUGUCAAAACUACGUUAUGGCCAGUUUCUACCAGCAUCUUGGGAUUGAAUUUAUGGAGGCGGAGGAGCUCUAUCAGAAAAGAGUCCUGACAAUCACGGGUAUCUGCGUGGCUCUGUUGGUGGUGGGAAUCGUGUGUGUAGUGGCCUACUGCAAAACCAAGAAACAGAGGAAGAAGAUGCACAAUCACCUGCGGCAGAACAUGUGUGCAGAUCACCCCAACCGGAACCUAGCGAACGGACCCAAUCACCCAGGACCUGGCCCUGAGGAGAUACCCAUGGUAGAUUACAUCUCAAAGAAUGUGCCUGCAACGGAGCGUGUCAUACGGCACGGAACAGUGGCCUCCUUCCCCGGCAGCCACGCGUCUUCCAGAUCUCACAACUCCUAUACCCAUGCCCGUUCAUCCACUCACAGACACGAGGAGCGGACGUGGAGCCUGGAGCGGACUGACAGUGUCCUCUCGGACUCGCCGGGCAUGAUGUCGUCCUCCGUGGGGACCAGUAAAUGCAACAGUCCUGCGUGCAUGGAGGCCCGGGCCAGGCGUGCCGCACACUGUGGCUUUACUGUGCCCCACCGGCCGGGAUUGCAGUACGGGGACUCGUUCGACUCGCUGGGGGACUCUCCGCACAGCGACAGGUAUGUGUCGGCCCUGACGACGCCGGCCCGCCUCUCUCCAGUGGACUUCCAUUACUCGCUGCCCCCGCAGGUGCCUAUCUUCCAGAUCACCUCCCCCAACACCAGCCAGGCCAUGUCCCUGCCGCCAGCCGCCCACUACCCCCUGGAGGACGACCAGCCUCUGCUGCGGCGCUACCAGGUGCCCCUGCACGACAUCCAGCGCCAGGAGCCCUACCGGCAGCAGCGCCGCACCUACCUGAACGACAGCACGGGCAGCCUGCCCUCCAGCCCCUACCGGCUGGCUGAGGAAGAAGACUACGAGACCACGCAGGAGUACCUGUCCUCCCGAGAGCAACCAAAGAGAAGUGGGCCUGGCAGCGGUGGUGGUGGGGGUCGGCGCUUGCGGAGGUCCAGGCUGAACGGCCACGUAGCGCCGCGAGGAUACGAGGCAUCACGGGACUACGGCUCUCGCAGCUGCCUGACGGACAGCGAGUCGGAGGAGGAAGAGGGCGAGAGCACGCCCUUCCUCAGUAUGCAGAAUAUGAACGCAGAGCCCUCCACCAUCUACAGGCCAGCCGACAGUCGGACUUCUCAGUCGCACUCUACGGGGCGGCACGGUGCACGCGGGAACGUACAGACCAGACAGACGCACUCGCGGUCCAAACCGGACAAUGCACCCCACUAAAGAAAGAAGUCGACCUACCAACAAAAAAUCUAUAUACUAUAAACCUGCACCUAUAAGAAAUAUUUUUAUUUUAUAUAACUGACAGAUAUUCUAAACAAAUGAAAUAUUUAUUUUCAUUUUAGCAAAAGUUGUCUACUAGUUAACAGCAAAGACUUUUUUAUAGGGAAAACUCUAUUUAUAUGUACAUUUUGAUUUACAGCAUAAAAACACGUGCCAAUUUUUUCACUACUUAAAAAAUAGAGUAAUAUUGUGGUGCCUUUUGCUGUAUGCCGAUGCCAGAGGGCCAGUGGAGGUUUUUGCUGUGUGCCGAUGCCAGAGGGCCAGUGGAGGUUUUUGCUGUGUGCCGAUGCCAGAGGGCCAGUGGGAGGUUUUUGCUGUGUGCCGAUGCCAGAGGGCCAGUGGAGGUUUUUGCUGUGUUGCCGAUGCCCAGAGGGCCAGUGGAGGUUUUUGCUGUGUGCCGAUGCCAGAGGGCCAGUGGAGGUUUUUGCUGUGUGCCGAUGCCAGAGGGCCAGUGGAGGUUUUUGUAGCCUUUUCUUAUAUGGACAUCAUUUUUUUUAUACACGUUUUCUCUUUUGGCUUUUAUUUUUCUUUCUUGGAGUCUAGCCCCAUUUGAACGUUACUCCUCCCCUUCCACAUCAUGCAAUAUAAACCACUUAAUCAUAAGGUGUAUGUUUACAUUAAUAUCAUUUGCCUAUAGGGUUUAUCAUUUUUGGCAUCCAAUGGAAAAUCUGAUAAAUGCAAACGCAGGUCCUUUUUGCUCUCUGAGUGAAGGAGUGUGUGUGGGCGUGUGUGUGUUGUACCAACUCAUUGCUCUAUUGGCCACCAAAGCAAGCUGAAUCAGUCAAGGAAAGCUGCUGAUGCACAGUGAGGCCCAACCUGGGUUCCAGGGUUGUGCUGCUGUUGGGUAGAGAGUUCUGUUGGGUAGAGAGUUCUGUUGGGUAGAGAGUUCUGUUGGGUAGAGAGUUCUGCAUGUUGUUGCUUGAUGUGUGUUUACAGCUGCCUCACCUAACCUGCCCCACCCCACCCCGGCCAUCCUUGYCCCAACAGGGUAAGGUUUUACUUCAUGGCCCCCCCUUGCCCCAACAGGGUAAAGUUUGUCUAAUGGCCCCCUCCUUGUCCCAACAGGGUAAGGCUUGUCUAAUGGCACCCUCCUUGUCCCAACAGGGUAAGGUUUGUCUAAUGGCCCCCUCCUUGUCCCAACAGGGUAAGGCUUGUCUAAUGGCCCCUCCUUGUCCCAACAGGGUCAGGUGUUGUCUAAUGGCACCCUCCUUGUCCCAACAGGGUAA